This is a messenger RNA of Phytophthora nicotianae INRA-310, 1044 nucleotides long. RefSeq lists its product as hypothetical. The transcript has 2 exons. NCBI's taxonomy places the organism in Eukaryota, Oomycota, Peronosporomycetes, Peronosporales, Peronosporaceae. The record is from RefSeq and is a predicted model, not a curated record. Bases 1 to 1044 code for a protein of 347 amino acids.
AUGACAGUCGAAGCGAAGUACAACUACGCCAGCCAUCUCUUUGCCAACGAGAUUAAGACCGAUGGAUACAAUGCGUCAAUCCUGUACUACCGACCGAAGAAAGAUGAGCCGAAGCGUGGAGAAGACGAUCUUCUCGUUUCAGCUGGCUAUCUGCCUGACGUAGUCAUCGGCCUCGAUCCCGGCAUGCGGUCGGUGUGUACAGCAGCUCGCCAAUACCUUCGACCUCAGGCUCCUCGUCGACCCAAGCAGAGAAGGGUCCGUCGUCCUAGACGACAGAAGAAGAAGAACAAGAAACGCAAGCGCAACUUCCCCAAGUGGAUUCGUCGACCAAAGGCUUUACGCCUAGGGCAGCGUCCAGGCAGAGAGAUCGUCAGCGUCACCACUCGCGAGUACAGGCAUCUUGCCGGGUUCAACCGCUUCCGCGCUUGGAACAAGAGCCAAAAGAGGAAGUUUCCCGAGUACAAGAAGGUGUUCGACGGUAUGCCUUCAUUCAAGACAGCGAGCUAUGAACAGUACCUGAAGCGGCUCGAGUACUUUUGGCAACACGCGACGUACCUCGUACAGUUUUGGAAAGAUCGACCAUACCUGAAGUGGCGCUUCUUCCAGAAGCGUAUGGCUCGGGUUGCAGUGGAUACGCUUGCUAGGCGGAUCGUACCGACUGUGAGGCCACGCUCCGAGCCCGGUCAAGAGGUUGAAAGAGGCACUGCGGAAGCGCGCGACGGUGGUUUCCAUGGACGAGUUCAGACGAGCAAGCUCUGUUCGCAGUGCCGCCAGUCGCUUUCGAGCGUCCAGUACCCUACUCCAGUCUUCCCCAAAAACGGCGACAAGCCCAAGAGAAAGAAGGUCAAGGGCAAAGUCCUUCCACGUGAUUGGUCCCAGGCUGGGAUCCAGUCACGCCACUGCCGCGUCGUGCUUCUCUGUGAGAACAAGAUCUGCCAGGCGAGGUACUGGGACCGAGACGUGAACGCCACCAUCAACAUGCUGGAACUGCUGAAGAGUGAGGUGCAAGGGCGAGGACGAAUUCAGCCGUUCAAAUGCUCGUAG